Messenger RNA from Leishmania mexicana MHOM/GT/2001/U1103, 1758 nucleotides. RefSeq lists its product as hypothetical. The coding region runs from base 1 to 1758 and encodes 585 amino acids. The record is from RefSeq and is a predicted model, not a curated record. The transcript has a single exon. NCBI's taxonomy places the organism in Eukaryota, Euglenozoa, Kinetoplastea, Trypanosomatida, Trypanosomatidae.
AUGUUGCAAGGACUCCUGUGUCUGCUGCUCCUUACCACCUCUGCAUUUGCCUAUCCAAUCGUAGUGGUACCGGUGGACUGGGCUAACGUCCCGACCAGCACACCAGAUGCUCGUAAUUUGAACUCUCCUUAUUUAGGGGAGUGUGUUUGCGACGUUACUCGAGGUAUUUGUGAUUCUUUCUGUUGUUGUGAUGAGGAUUGCGACGCCAGUGCUCGAGCAGCGUUCUCCUACUGCCUCCCUGAAAAGUACAGCUCUCCAUAUUUAGAUUAUUGCUACCCAAAGGACCGAGCCACUUCUCUGAAGCGAAUCAACAGAAAAGAUGCAACUUACAUCGAAAAGAAAUUGCAAGGCUACAACGCCGUCUGCGUUAUUAGGACAAAUCAUCCCAGCGAGCUCUACCGGUAUUUCAGAGUGCCUACAGAUGUUCGACAGCCUUUGCUUCCCACCACCCCCACAGAACCGGUUACCGUCAGUCAGCCAUACGGGGUAGGCGAUCCUUUGAAAAUGGUGAAAUACGUGGUAAUCAGCGGAAGUCCUUCGUAUCGCCGUGUAGCUCCGUUCCAACUGCCGACCACUAUGAGCGAUGGCUCGUGCAGCGCCAUCGGGCGAAAUGUCGGUUUUUUGGAUUCCAUCAAAGGCACCUCAUGUACGUUAAAUGGCGCUCAAAUAUGCUUGCUGUUUCCAGUAGCAAAGUACCAGAACCUCUUUCUACAGGCUACGCUGAGAUAUAACAGCAGUGUUCCUGAAUUUGUGCCCGUGACGCUGAAUCUUCACGACUCAUCCGGUGUGCUACUGGACAGUCUCGAUCCCACCUUUGUUCCCGCGACAAGCACUUACGCAACAAUUUCUGACGCCAAGACGUGCAACAACGCAAUUAUUGACCUUGAAGCACAUUUUUCCUACUCUUCAAAUGAAAGCGGAAAACUGAUAGAGGCAGUCCUUAACGUUACUCUGGGUAGCGUUGGGCUAAUGCAAUACGUUGCAUUAUCUUUCGAGGCCGCCUUCACCAGCGAAAAUGCAACUGUGCCGAGGAAUAUUUUUGCAGCAACUCCGGGGUAUCUCUCUGGUGACAAAAUUCGUUCUGGAACUUUAGUCAACCAGGGCGAGAAGAGUGCUAUCCUGGAGCGAGAAAGUGGAUUUGUAGUGCCAGCUGGUGGCAGGCUGUGCGGCAGUAAUCAGUGGAAACGAGCUAGUUUCCUGCAUUCUAUCAUCAGCAGUGGGUGUCUAGUUUUGAUGAACGAAUCUGAACUGCAAGACAUUUGUAGCACUGGGACUGGGCACCUCCUUGCUGCCCUGAUCAACGUCACUGUCGAUGGUAUUCCCACCAUUCUGGAUCAAAUAGGUGUUACUAAUGAUGCUCUCACAAACGACACAACGAGCUGGAUUUCUAUCAGUGGGUUAUCAAAUGCCCUCACUCCCUCCAGUGGUACCUACAACGCGUACAGUCGUCAGUGCAGCAACAUUACGGUGGGCCUACAUUACCAGUUUGUGGUGGCGCGUGCCGGUGCCGAGUAUAAUCCACAAGACAUCAUAGUCGGUGCGUUUGCUUCACCCAUUAUUGGAACCUUUCAAAUAUGGAAUGAGACAAAUUUCAACGGAGAUGCACUUUCUUAUCAGCAGCUCACCUUCAAAGUGAGCUUCUCACGAUAUGACCCCAACUCACAGGCAACUAUUAUGCACAGGAUUGUCGCGCCCCCAAUUCUGCCACCUCUUGAUGACAGUAUCUUCUACCCGUUCCGCAGUUCACAUCCGGUGUGA